Messenger RNA from Babesia microti strain RI, 1302 nucleotides. Its product is annotated as peptide chain release factor eRF subunit 1. NCBI's taxonomy places the organism in Eukaryota, Apicomplexa, Aconoidasida, Piroplasmida, Babesiidae. Gene Ontology annotation, cellular component: translation release factor complex; cytosol. The record is from RefSeq and is a predicted model, not a curated record. Gene Ontology annotation, biological process: cytoplasmic translational termination. Gene Ontology annotation, molecular function: sequence-specific mRNA binding; translation release factor activity, codon specific. Bases 1 to 1302 code for a protein of 433 amino acids. The transcript is spliced from 5 exons.
AUGAGCUAUAGUGCUGAGGAGACAGAUGCCAGCAUUGAGCAGUGGAAAAUACUGCGUCUAAUUCGCAACUUGGAAUCAGCCAAAGGUAACGGAACCAGUAUGAUCAGUCUGAUAAUAAAACCCAAAGAUGAAAUAGCGCGAAUCAAUAAAAUGUUGGCUGAUGAAUUUGGUACCGCAAGCAACAUAAAAUCCCGUGUCAAUCGAUUAUCAGUUCUAUCGGCUAUAACAUCCACUCAGCAAAAAUUGAAGCUUUAUAGGCAAACGCCUCCAAAAGGAUUAGUUGUCUAUUGUGGUACAAUACUGACCGAGGAUGGAAAGGAGAAAAAAGUCUCUCUCGACUUUGAGCCAUUUAAGCCCAUAAAUACAUCACUUUAUCUUUGUGAUAACAAGUUUCAUGUAGAGGCGCUGAAAGAAUUGUUAGAAAGUGAUGAAAAGUUUGGAUUCAUUAUAGUUGAUGGUAACGGGGUUUUGUACGGUACAUUACAGGGUAACACUAAGGAAGUUUUGCAUAGCUUUACAGUUGAUUUGCCAAAAAAACACGGAAGAGGUGGUCAAUCAGCACUCAGGUUUGCUAGGCUUCGGUUGGAAAAGAGGCAUAAUUACGUAAGGAAAGUUGCUGAUAUUGCCGUUCAAAUGUUUAUCACCAAUGACAGGCCAAAUGUAUCAGGACUAGUUCUCGCUGGAAGUGCAGAUUUCAAGAAUGACCUAAUGUCUUCAGACAUGUUUGACCCAAGGCUUGCAGCUAAGGUGGUUAAAAUUGUGGAUGUUAGCUACGGUGGAGACCAUGGUUUCAACCAAGCAAUUGAAUUGUCAGCUCAAUGCCUAUCAAAUGUCAAGUUUAUCCAAGAAAAAAAAAUCAUUAGUCGGUUUUUUGACGAACUGGCACAUGAUACUGGUAGGUACGUUUACGGGGUUCAUGAUACGAUAAAUGCCUUGGAAAUGGGCGCAGUAGAGAUGUUAAUCGUUUAUGAAGCACUAGAUAUUCAAAGAUUACAAAUGCGUAACCCUGUGACCGGUGAGGAAUCUGUGAUAAUCCAAACCAGCGAAAGGGAUACAGAAGCCAUGCGGGACCCGGUGAACAAUGUGGAUUUGGAGUUGGUGGAAUCUAUUCAUCUGUCAGAAUGGUUAGUCAACAACUAUCGCAAUUACGGUGCUACACUUGAAUUCAUCACCAACAAGUCGCAGGAAGGGUCACAAUUUCACCGCGGUUUUGGUGGGAUUGGCGGUAUUCUUAGGUACAAAUUGGACAUGAGCGAAUAUGAUUUGCCCGUCAACGAUAAUGAUUUUGACGAUUUCAUCUGA